This is a messenger RNA of Hermetia illucens (black soldier fly), 1671 nucleotides long. Its product is annotated as cytochrome P450 6a2-like. Lineage: Eukaryota; Metazoa; Arthropoda; Insecta; Diptera; Stratiomyidae. The transcript has 2 exons. Gene Ontology annotation, molecular function: iron ion binding; monooxygenase activity; oxidoreductase activity, acting on paired donors, with incorporation or reduction of molecular oxygen. Bases 68 to 1582 code for a protein of 504 amino acids. The record is from RefSeq and is a predicted model, not a curated record.
ACUCAGUGCUUAAAGAAAAUUUGGAAGAACGAUAUAUUUGUGGAAAGUGCUGUUCGUGGAUAGAAAAAUGGAUUGGUUGUCGAUAGUUUUGUGGCUAGUGAUCGGAAUCGUAUCGGCAUUUUUCUUAUUUUUUAAGAAGAGAUAUGCAUACUGGAAAGAUCGCGGAGUCCUAUAUGUUGAACCCACGAUACCGUUUGGAAAUUUGCCAUUUCGGAAAAAGACGCAUUUCAAGGAUAUAAUCGCCAACAUUUAUAAUAAAAAAAAUGAGAAAAGUCCUUUCCUUGGAGCGUUCUUUUUCGCAACUCCAGUCGUUGUUGCUACGGACCUAGAUUUCGUGCAAACUGUUUUAAUAAAAGACUUUAGCAAUUUCCAUGGGCGUGGGAUGUACGUUAAUGAAAUCGACGAUCCAUUGUCUGCUCAUAUGUUUUCCUUGGACGGAGAAAAAUGGAAAUCCUUGAGAGCCAAACUCUCACCGACAUUCACUUCUGGGAAAAUGAAAUUCAUGUUCCCGACUGUUGUCGAAGUGGCUGACCGUUUCAACGCUAGCCUGGCUGAAUUGGCAAAAGGUAGUGUGAUCCUAGAGAUGAAGGACUUAUUGGCCCGAUUUACGACUGAUGUGAUUGGAACCUGUGCAUUUGGAAUCGAAUGUAAUAGUAUGAAAACACCUGAUUCAGAAUUUCGUCGAUACGGUGCGAAAGUGUUUGAUGAUCCUCCGCAUCCUCCUUUUCUUCAAUUACUCGCUUCUCAAUAUCCAAAUAUAGCAAGGAAAUAUUUCCAUAUGAGGGUAUUCCGAAAGGAUGUGAUCGAUUUUUUCAUGGAUACCGUACGCGAAACUAUUGCCUUCCGCGAAAAGAAUAAUGUGCGACGUAACGAUUUUAUGGAUUUAUUGAUCCAGUUAAAGAAUGGUGGCUCACUAGGGGAUGAACAUUCAAAGAAGCUUGGAAAGUUGACUAUCGAAGAAGUUGCUGCCCAAGCUUUUCUAUUCUUCCUAGCAGGCUUUGAAACAUCGUCUACCACGAUGAUGUUCGCAUUAUAUGAACUCUCUUUGAAUCCUGCCAUCCAGGAAAAGGCUCGUCAAGAAAUAGAUGAAGUACUGAAUAAGCACGAUGGAAUGAUAACUUAUGAAAGUAUAAAGGAAAUGGUUUAUGUCGACAAGAUUAUAAGCGAAACAUUACGAAAAUACCCGCCAGUGGCAAACUUAAUUCGGAAAUGUGCCCACAACUUCCGCCUUCCAAAUUCUGAUAUAGUCAUUGAAGAGGGCAUAAUUGUAGCAAUUCCAGCGUAUUCAAUCCAGCACGAUCCAGAAAUUUAUGAGAAUCCAGAAGUAUUUGAUCCUGAACGAUUUGCUCCAGAACAAGUAAAAAAUCGUCAUCCAGUAGCUUUCCUGGGAUUCGGUGAUGGACCUAGAAAUUGCGUUGGACUAAGAUUCGGAAGAAUGCAAUCGCGCAUUGGAUUGGUUACUCUCUUAAAGAAUUAUCGCUUUAAACCAUGUGAAAAGACAACAAUUCCCAUGGAAUUUUCUGAAAUAAAUCCUUUACUUUCUCCUAAAUAUGGAAUGCAUCUGCUUGUGGAAAAGGUGUAGAUGUCAGUAAGGUGUACUUCGAAAAUGGAUAUACAUAUGUACAUGAGUUUAUAAAAAAAGUCAGACAUUAACAUGGUAGCCAAAGAUGA